AUCAACUCAGUUGUCACUUGUCAGACUUGAUUUGUAAAUAUAUAAUAAAGUGCGUGUAAAUUUUUCUGCAUAAUAUUUGAUACAGCUUAAUAUUUGAAUUAUUGUUUACCAAUUGUGAAAAUGAGUACUGCAGAAGCUUCGUCAGCAGAAACUCAGAUGACAUUUGCUGAAAAGCAAGCUGAGAGAAUGAAGCGUUUACGUUCAUUGCAUUCAGCUAGAAAUGAAGCAAGGACGCAUAAUCAUCAAGAAGUCGUUGCCGAGGAGGCUAGGAAUAAACUACCAGCGAAUUAUGAUGCCAAGAAAAGACAAGCAGAGUGGCUCUUAGAAGAUCAAAAUAAAAGAGAAGAAGCCACAAAACAUGGUAAGGAUUAUGAUCGAGUGAAACUGUUAAGCAUAUCUGCAGUUGAAGCUGAAAGACUCGAACGAAAAAAGAAGAAAAAGAACCCAGACCAGGGUUUUUCUACUUACGAACAGGCCACCGUACGACAGUACAAUAGGCUCGUUAAGAAUAUGCCCACAAUGGAUCCAGAACACUACGAAAAACAGAAGGAAAAAUAUGGCGAUGCAUUUUACGGCGGACAGAACGUGAUUAUACACGGUAUGCAUGAAGACCGUAAAGAAGCAAUAGACAAAAUGGUUAAUGAUAUAGAGGGACAAAUAGCAAAACGGGCGAAAUACUCAAGGAGACGUACACAUAAUGAUGAUGCUGAUAUUGAUUACAUUAAUGAGAGGAAUGCCAAAUUUAACAAGAAGUUGGAGAGAUUUUAUGGGGAACACACAGCUGAAAUCAAACAGAAUCUUGAAAGAGGUACAGCUAUAUAAUUUAGUAUUACAUGAAACUCUCCAAAAAAUGGCACACCUUAAGGACGCAUAUUGUCUUAAAAUAUGUGAAUGUCUCAGAAAGAAAAUAUAUUUAAAUACUAGACACCUUUUUGUGUAUUGUGACUUACAAAUUGAAUAAAAUGAUUUUAUAUA
This is a messenger RNA of Nymphalis io (European peacock), 975 nucleotides long. Its product is annotated as pre-mRNA-splicing factor Syf2. The transcript has a single exon. The record is from RefSeq and is a predicted model, not a curated record. Lineage: Eukaryota; Metazoa; Arthropoda; Insecta; Lepidoptera; Nymphalidae. The coding region runs from base 121 to 822 and encodes 233 amino acids. Gene Ontology annotation, cellular component: catalytic step 2 spliceosome; Prp19 complex; post-mRNA release spliceosomal complex.